Molecule: messenger RNA, 486 nt
Organism: Candida dubliniensis CD36
Lineage: Eukaryota; Fungi; Ascomycota; Pichiomycetes; Serinales; Debaryomycetaceae
Exons: 1
Coding region: 1-486 (161 amino acids)
Biological process (GO): purine nucleobase metabolic process
Molecular function (GO): hydroxyisourate hydrolase activity
Source: RefSeq, a predicted model, not a curated record
AUGUCUGUUGAUCCAAUUACUUGUCAUAUAUUAGACACCACUUUAGGAAAACCAGCUUCUGGUGUUAUAGUUCAAUUAUUCCAUAUAUCCAAUGAUCCUUCAUUAUCUGAAGAUAUACAAUCUUAUGCUAAUGAUGGUGGUAAUAAACAUUUUGCUACGGCGAAAACUGAUAAUGAUGGUCGUAUUAAACAAUGGAUAAUUGAUCCCAAUGGAGAUUUCCAAAAUUUAGGAAUCAAUAAAAGUACUAAUAAUGUUAAUCAAUCAUGGCAAAUUUUAAAACCAGGGAUAUAUAAAGCAAAAUUUUUAACUGGGAAAUAUUUUUUACUGUUAGCUCAAACCCAACAACAAACAUCUACUGGUAGUGGCGGUAGAACAUUUUUCCCAUUUGUUGAAAUUUCAUUUAUUAUUGAUAAUCCACCUGAUAAUCAUUAUCAUAUUCCUUUAUUAUUAAGUAAUUAUAGUUAUACUACUUAUCGUGGAAGUUAA